ACAGUUCUAGCCUCGCACCUUUUCCUUCGAUCCAUGUUACUACUGCAUUCUUUCAAUAUCAGCAGAGUUUGAGACAAUCUUGGAUUCAUCAAUCAUGACGAACUCAACGUUGAGUAUCCAGCUGCAGAAUCAGACCAGCUCGAGUACGGUGUAUGCAUACAUCACGGGCAUAGAUGCAAGCAAUGGUUCAUUUGUCCUCAUCCAGGCAGAUGGACACUCGACAUACUAUCCUCAGUCUCCAUCUUCCGUCGGGUCUCCUCUGGCGGUAGACUGCGGCAUCAAGCUUGGUGCCCCCGGGUCAUCGACUCCAGCAACGAUCCCGCAGAUGGCAGGAGGCCGCAUCUGGUUCUGCAUCAACAACACUCUUACUUUCUUGCUCAACCCUGGACCUGGUCUCGUCGAGCCUUCUGUCAGCAACCCGUCUGAUCCGAAUUAUUCCAAGACCUGGGGAUUCUGCGAAUUCACUUUCAAUUCCUUUCAACUGUUCGCCAAUAUCACAUAUGUUGAUUUCGUCAGCGUCCCAAUUCAACUCUCGCUCACGAAUACUUCCGGCGCUGUCCAGAAUGUCCCAGGUAUCCCAUCGGGUGGUCUCGGAACCGUUUGUAGCGGUCUCCAAGCACAGAACGCUGUCGACAAUGCUGGCUGGAAUCAACUCAUCGUCAACAACUCUAGCGGCCAACCACUACGUGCCCUGAGUCCCAACACCGGAAUUGUGAUGAACAACAACCUCUUCUCAGGGUACUACGCCAACUACGUCUCUCAGGUCUGGGCACAAUAUGCUUCUAAUCAGCUAAGUGUCAACACCCAAGCCCAAUGGGGCACCACAGCCGCCAGCAUCCAAAACGGCCUCCUCACCUUCCCGGGCGUGGGAACAUUCGCCCAACCAUCCGCCGCUGACAUCUUCUCCUGCUCCACCGGCCCCUUCUCAGCCGCUUCUUGGCCCCAAGCCAAUACAGCCGAGAUGGGCAACUUGACAGCGCGUCUAGCUGCCGCUUUCAACAGAAGCACAUUGCUGCUAAAUGCCAACCAACCCGAUGGCGAGGUCAUCGCAAGUUAUUACCAGAAUCCGGUCACGAAUCAUUAUAGUCGGAUUGUGCACGCGACUGCGGCUGGGGGACUGGGGUAUGCGUUCCCGUAUGAUGAUGUCGCGCCGAGUGGGCAGGCGGGUGUGGCGGGGACGGUUAGUGAUGGGAAUCCGGAGGUUUUUACUAUUACGGUUUUGGACCCUUAAGGGGAGUUCUAUGUUUGGGCUGUUGCUUGGUUUCCUUGAUUGGGAGGUGUUGUCUGGGUUGGGUGGUUGGAUUGGGUUUUGAUAUUUGGCGAUGGGAUGGGUUUGGUGGGAAGGUGGUGAGCACUUGUUUGUCUUGCAGAUGUUCGUUCCUUU
Molecule: messenger RNA, 1384 nt
Organism: Mollisia scopiformis
Lineage: Eukaryota; Fungi; Ascomycota; Leotiomycetes; Helotiales; Mollisiaceae
Product: glucanase B
Exons: 1
Coding region: 95-1231 (378 amino acids)
Source: RefSeq, a predicted model, not a curated record